Zalophus californianus (California sea lion) is the source of this 945-nucleotide messenger RNA. Its product is annotated as olfactory receptor 1F12. The record is from RefSeq and is a predicted model, not a curated record. NCBI's taxonomy places the organism in Eukaryota, Metazoa, Chordata, Mammalia, Carnivora, Otariidae. The transcript has a single exon. Gene Ontology annotation, biological process: G protein-coupled receptor signaling pathway. Gene Ontology annotation, molecular function: G protein-coupled receptor activity; olfactory receptor activity. Gene Ontology annotation, cellular component: membrane. Bases 4 to 945 code for a protein of 313 amino acids.
GCAAUGGAAAAAGGAAACCAAACCAGAGUGUCCGAAUUUCUCCUCUUGGGCUUCUCAAGUUGGCCAGAGCGACAGGCUCUCCUCUUCGUACUUUUCCUGUGUCUCUACUUAACAGGGCUGUUUGGAAACUUGCUCAUCUUGUUGGCUAUUGUCUCAGAUCGCCGCCUCCACACACCUAUGUAUUUUUUCCUUGCCAAUCUGUCUGUGGUAGACCUCUGCCUUCCUUCAUCUACCAUCCCCAAGAUGCUGCUGAACAUCCAAGCACAGACUCAGACCAUCUCCUAUCCUGGCUGCCUGGCUCAGAUGUAUUUCUGUAUGACGUUUGCCAACGUGGACAAUUUCCUUCUCACAGUAAUGGCAUAUGACCGCUAUGUGGCCAUCUGUCACCCUUUGCACUACUCCACCAUUAUGACUCAGCUCCUUUGUGCCUCUCUGGUGUCUGUGUCUUGGGUCCUUGCCACUUUGAAUCCCCUCUUGCACACCCUUAUGCUCACCCGUCUGCACUUCUGCUCUAACAACAUCAUCCACCAUUUCUUCUGUGAUAUCAACUCUCUCCUCCCCCUCUCCUGUUCUGACACCAGUAUCAAUCAGUUCAUAGUUCUGGCUGCAGUGGGGCUGAUCUUCAUGGUACCUUCAGGGUGUAUCAUGGCAUCCUAUAGCCUCAUCAUCUCUGCUGUGAUUAAAAUCCCUUCCACCCAAGGAAAACUCAAGGCUUUCUCCACCUGUGGAUCUCACCUUGCCUUGGUCAUUCUUUUCUAUGGCGCAAUUACAGGAGUCUAUAUGAGCCCCUCAUCCAACCAUUCAUCUGAAAAAGACUCAGCCACAUCAGUAGUCUUCAUGGUCGUAGCUCCUAUGUUGAAUCCCUUCAUAUACAGCCUAAGGAACAGUGAGCUGAAGGGGGCAUUAAAGAAGGCUAUGGGCCAGACCAAAACCUUCUCCCAGUGA